Messenger RNA from Piliocolobus tephrosceles (Ugandan red Colobus), 501 nucleotides. Lineage: Eukaryota; Metazoa; Chordata; Mammalia; Primates; Cercopithecidae. The record is from RefSeq and is a predicted model, not a curated record.
ACAAUGAAAACGGACUCGUUGUUGUCGGAGGAAAGAUUAGAAUGGAGCCUCUGGUGCUGUUUGAGCGAUCCUCUGCGAUCCCGCUGCUGUGUUCGGGAAAGGCCCAUUGUACCGUCGAGGCGGCAGGAAUCCUAUUCAUCUUCUUCACCAAUAUGGUUUGUGGACUCUGACGAGCCAAAUCUGACAUCAGUUCUGGAACACCUAGAAGAUACCAAGAACAACCAUUCAGUAAGGAAGGAAGCCAAGCUAUUUUCUCUUUUCCUCAUGAACGUUAUAUUUAGAAAUUAAAUGUAAGAGAUAAUAUGAUAUAAAAGCAUGAUUAAUGACUAUGAUCUUAGAGGAAAUAAAAUCAUCGAAUACAUGAGGGAAAUAAUAAAGAGAAACUAGGUAGUAAACAAGAUUUGAAGGACUUAAAAUAAUUAAUGGCAUUUCUUGGUAUUACUUGGUUUGUGUGAUUAAUGGCAAGUCUUAGAGGAAUUAAAGCAUGAUUAAUGACUAUGA